AACUAUUACAGGGCAACCUAUAUGGCACGAGAUGAGCUGGAAUGGGAAAUCGAGCAACUGAGACAUCAAAAUGCCCAACUGAAAAAGGAUAACCGUGAACUGAAAAAAGACUGCAUGAGAUUAGAAGCAAGAGUGGAAAUCAUCGAAAAUAAAUUCAAAACAAUGGCCCGAUUGCUACAGUAAGCCCGGUCACGGUCAAGCUACCAUCUAUUGUGAUGGUGAUAAUUGCAAUUACUGCUGUUAUUUGUUAUUAGAUUCGUUUCCUAAAAGUGGAUUGAACUGGAUCUUAAACAGAAUAUAAUGUACUUGCCGAAUGUGCAAAAAGAAGGAAAGAACAAGACAUUUUGCUUUCAGUCACAAAAAAAAGAGAUGCAAAUAGUUCGUUCUUAGUAAUUGUCAAUUGAAAUUUGAGCCCAUUAAAU
Messenger RNA from Loa loa (African eye worm), 422 nucleotides. RefSeq lists its product as hypothetical. The transcript has a single exon. The annotation marks the transcript as partial. Lineage: Eukaryota; Metazoa; Nematoda; Chromadorea; Rhabditida; Onchocercidae. The record is from RefSeq and is a predicted model, not a curated record.